Molecule: messenger RNA, 1629 nt
Organism: Physella acuta
Lineage: Eukaryota; Metazoa; Mollusca; Gastropoda; Physidae
Cellular component (GO): membrane
Source: RefSeq, a predicted model, not a curated record
UAGUUUGGAGACCCCUGCUUUAGUCCACUAUGGAGAGUGAAAGAUGGAUAAAGAAGGAGAUGGAGAGUUUUCCUUUACUAGUUUGCGUGGCUUUAAUGCAGAAAGAGUGAAAAUCUUAAUAAGUUAAACUAGAGGGGUUUCGGCUUGGUGUGCUCGAUAGUGACCCUCACUUGUCUCAGUGCAGACAUAAUUUGUCGGUUAACUCUUCUGGGUUUCUAUAACUUCAUUUUUCCGAAAAAGGAUUUACUAGGCAGAUGGAGAUUUUGUAAAAAAAAUGACUACACCUCUUAUCAUUCUCUUCAUUUCAUCGAUUGCCAUCGGUCUACUAAGCACUAUAUUUGUAGUGAUAAUAGUGUCUGUGGACAAUUGGGAAUACGUCAGCUUUAAUCAAGAAACUCUGCAAAAUAUCAAUAAAUCAUGCAGUUCACAGAACAGCCAGCCAUCUUGUCAAGUUGUCCAGAUUUCAGCAGACCCGAUCUUGUUUCAAUACGACGACUACAGAAAUAAAAAACAAAACAAUGACAGUAACUAUAUAUACUCUUACCAAAGUGGCCUAUGGAGAACUUGCGAUUGUCUUACAGACCAACUGAGAUACAAAUAUGUAAAGGCUUCUUCUUCUAACUUCGAUGGCCAAAAGUGUUUCACUUUUGUCACUGAUUACAACGAAGACUCAGACCUGUUAGCAUCAACGCCAGGCGCCAAACAAAUUGCACGACUGCACAAUUCAGCUGCAUCCUGUUACAUCGUUGUACUGAUUGAUCUAAGCUCGGCAACUGUUGUUGGAAUCAUUGGUCUCAUACAGAAACAGGUCGCUUCUUGCAUGGUCACUGGAGUCCUGUACCUCAUGGCGGCUUUGUUUGGAGUGUUUGGACUAUCAAUGUUUCACACGAAAGACUUUUAUGAGAAAUACCAUUGCUAUGGACUAGAGGAGAUACCCAGUAAACUGUGUGAGGCCAAGGAAGUGGAGCUAGGCUAUGCUGUACCCUUGGCUUGGCUGGCUGUCUUUACCUGUACUCUUUCAAGUCUUGUGUGGUUGUGUGUAUCGCGUGCACUGAGGGUUAUCAGAGCCAAGACAAUGCUGUAAUUCUUUACCGACUAAAUCAGUUGCUCAGGAACGCGAUCUAUUGGCCAAAUUACUCUCAACUUACCUGUGAACCAACCAUGAAUGGAGUGAACAUUCUUGAGUUAAAUAAAUGAUUAUUAUGACAUAUUUUAAGAGAGAAAUAAAAUGUGAAGAUGGGAUACAGCAAUCAUCUUCUAGAUGUCAAAAUACUGCAAAGUAGCUACAUGUUAAUUUACUGACAGCUGCGUAAAUGUCAAUAUGCUGACAGCUACCCAUAUAUCAAUAUAUUCACAGCUGUCUAUAUGUCAAUAAAAUGGCAUCCGCUUGACUGUAAGAUAACAUUAUGUGGAUAUAUGUUUGCCUGUAAUUCAGCUCUUAAGCUUUAAUUUGGUCACAUUAGUACAGCCUUAUUUAAUGAGAUUUAGGACAUUUUUAAAUUCUGAAAAUGUGUUUUUUUUAAGUUUUAUUCCAUGUUUAUUGCUUCUCAAACAUUCCAAAAUACUUUUGUACCAAUUUUUUUUUUAUCUCAAAUCAAUAAAAAGUGUUUUAGACUUUAAAAAGAGAGA